CAGAAACGUGGCUGCCGAUUCACGACAACGGCCUCUCCGACCAGAACCAUAUAUUUGUUCACAUUUAUACACCAGUGCGGGCUGCACUGGAAGCAAGAGUUUGACUUCCUGAGACAAAUCAACAUAAGGCAAGACGCUCAAGAAAGGACAGUGGAGAAUUUAUCCACAUCCACUAUCCAAGGUCCUUCCACCUCAACCUCCGUGUCAGUUUUUGAGAGCAAUACCAAAGUAACAUCUGCACCAGGAGAAUCGCCACGAACAUUGAAAACGAGUACAAUAUCUGGCACAGAGGGCAUAACUGAAUCAGUGCCUUUGCCACAAUCUCAUGGAGAGAUCAGUGUAUCUAAUACAUAUGACCAACCAGAAUCAGCAACAGUAGGCAAUCAAUCGCCACUAUCCACUCAGUCAAGAUCAUCCUCUGUAUCAGUACCUGUCAGCAAAAUAGGGGAAAUGGAAAGUCCACUUUCAUUUUACCAAUCAAAUGGUCAGAACCAGGUAUCUCAUGCAGAAUAUAUGCCUGGAUCAGUGGUAUCACCAAGUGUAGAGAUUCCUUCAUCUGAUGCAGAAGUCAUAACUAAACCAGUACCACGUACUGAAGACAUAUCCGCACAAGUACUAACUACUGGUGCAGACUUGACCAAGAUCCAUGAAAUACAAAAAACAGUAGGCAAUGAAUUGCCACUAUCUACGCCAUCAAGAUCAUCCACUGUACAAGUCACUGUCAGCAAAAUGGAGGAAAUAACAAGUCCAUGUUCAUUGUACUCAUCAAAAGAUGAGGUCAAUGUAACUAAUGCAGAAGUUAUACCUGGAUCAGUGGUAUCACCAUGUGUAAAGAUUCCUUCAUCUGAUACUGAAAACAAAGCUAAACCAGUACCAAGUACAGAAGACAUAUCCACGCCAGUGCUAACUCCCUGUGCAGAUUUGACCAGCAUCAGUGAAAGACAUGAUACAGCUGGCAAUGAAACAACGAUAUCCACUCAAUCAAAAGAAUCCACUCUAUCGGUCACGGUCAGCAAAAUGGGGGAAAAGUCAAGUCCACUUUCAUUGUACCAUUCACAUGGCGAGGUCCAUAUAGCUCAUGCAGAAGAUCUGCCUGAAUCAGUAGUAUCAUCAUGUGUUGGGAUUCCUUCCUCUGGUAAUGAAGACCUCUCUAAACCAGUACCAAGUACAGAAGUCUUACCAACACCGGUACCAACUACCUGUGCAGACUUGACCAAGAUCCAUGAAAGACAAGAAACAGUAGGCAAUGAAUCGCCAAUAUCCGCUCUAUCAAGAGCAUCCACUGUAUCAGUUAAUGUCAGCAAAAUGGCUGAAAUGGCAAGUCCACUUUCAUCGUACCAAUCACAUGAUGAGAUCAAUAUAUCUCAUGCAGAAGACACGCCUAGAUCAGUGGUAUCACCAUGCGUAAAAAUUCCUUCGUCUGAUAUAGAAGAUAUAUCUAAACCAGUACCAAGUACAGAAGACAUAUUUGGUUUAAGUUCCAUUACAGAAAAUAAAUCUUCAAUUAAAAAAGGGUCCGACAUCAUUAUCAAGAUCAACACAAGACAAGAAAACCAAGACACAUCCAGAUCUGAAUCCCCUAUGUCUGCUGUCUCAAAUGCAUCCACUCUAUCGGUCAUUGUGAGUGUAACAGAGGAAAUAUCAGGUCCAGCAACAUUACCGCAAUCACAUGGACAGAUCUCUGUGUCUGAUAUUCAGGGCAUGCAUGAACCAGUGAAAAACAUGUCCACAUUAGUGCCAAUUAGAGAAAACAUAGGUACUCAAUAUUCAGGUAACUCUGAUGAAAGUCCAGAAACUCAAUCAGAGACAGGAAAGAAUAUGUUGCAUGCAGAGAUUCAUGCAUCUGAUACAGAAGACAGAUCUGGACAGGCAAUGCCGGAUUCACAAGAAGAGAUCCAUGUGUCUGAAACCGAGAACCUCCCUGGACCAGAGUCUUUGUCGCCAUUACUUGGACAAGACAAAUUUGAACCAUCGGCACAUAAAUGUGAAGAGAUACAAAAUACAGCCGUAUCCCGCGUGGGAUUUACAGAAGAUACAUCAACUCCGCUGUCAAGUACAGUAGAAUUUGACUUUUCAAUUAAAAUAAACAAAAGACCAACAACAGCAGACAACUCUCCUUUAUCUGCUGCCUCAAGUGCACCUGCUGUAUCACUUACUUUGAACAUAAUGGGGGAAAUAUCAGGUUCUGGGUCAGUGCUGCAAUCACAUGGAGAAAUCACAACUGGACCAAUGCUUUUACCACAGGAAGACAUUUGUUCAGUUGAAGCUGCUACCCAAUCUGAACCAGUGCCAAAUGCAGAGAUAAUUAAAUUGCUAACACCAUCACAUGGAGAGGAUCUAUAUGGAUCAGUGGCAAUUACAGAGGAUGGACAAGUAAAGGAAAAUUAUGACUUAGGACCAUUGUCAAUGCCAAGAUCACAGGAAGGGAUUGCUGUAUUUGAUGCAAAAAGCCAAUCUGCACCUGUGUCACUGCCUAUAGAGUACACAUGUGCGACAUCAUCAUUGCCACAAUCAUCUCAAGAGAUCUAUAUUUCAGGACCAGGUCAAAAACAAAUUCAGAUCAGGGAAAUAGAAGACAAGUCUGUUGAACAUGACUUGUCUAUUAAGAUCAACAAAAGACAAGAAAUCAAACAAAUACAAGGGGAGGAUUCCCCUAUGCCUGCAAGUACAUCAAUUGUAUCAGUUACAUUGAACAAAACAGAGGAACUAUUAGGAACACGGUCAAUUAUGCCAUCAAAGGAAGAUAUCCAUGUAUCUGAUACACAGGCCACCUGCAGACCAGAACCAUCACUACAUGCAUACAUGGACAAAGAAGAUAUAGUUGAUAAUGACGUUUCGAUCAAGAUCAACAAAAGACAAGAACCCCAAGAAACAUUUGGAGCGGAAUCUCCAUUACCCAGUGUAUCAAGUUCCUCCACUUUAUCAGUCACUGUGAGCAAAACUGAAGAAAUAUCAGGGGCACAGUCACAUGAAGAAAUCUAUGUAUCUGAUAUAGACAAUAAGGGUAGACUCAGGGCCUCGCAACGUGAGGGGAUUGUUUUCCCUGAUAUAAAAGAUACAUAUCAACCAGUGGCCAAUAGAGAGGACAUACCGGGACAUGUGCAAAUUGUAGAAGACAUCUGCACUCCAAUGACUUGUCUAGAGUCAGAUAUUGUCAUUAAAAUCAACAAAAGACAAGAAAACCAAGAAGCAACAGGACAGGAAACCCCUAUGUCCAAUAUAAGUUCAUCCACUGUAUCAAUCACUGUUAGUAAAACAGAGGGACCACAAUCACACGAGGAGAUCCAUAUAUCUGAUACAGACAGCAUACCUAGAGUAGUGACAUCAUCGCAUGAAAAGAUUAUUUCAUUAGAUAAAGAAGAUAUAUCAGGUUCAGUGCCACAACCACAUCCAGGAAACAGAGCCGAACCAGUCCCAAGUGCAGACGUAUCCACUCCAGUAGUAAAUACCUAUGUGGAGUCUGACAUCCUUAUAAAGGUAAAUAAAACACAAGAAACCCAGGAAUCUCCCUCCACUAUAUCAAGUUCAUCAAUUGUAUCACUUGUUGUCAGCAAAACAGAAGAAAUAUCAGAACCAGCCUCAUUGCCACAUUCACAAGGAAACAUCAAUGUGUCCGAUACGCCGAACACACCAAGACCAUCACAUGGAGAAACACCUUUAUCUGUUCCAGUUGGUGUAUCAGAACGAGUACAAACCGCAGAUAAUAUAUCCAGACCAGUGCCAAAUACAAAGGACAUACCUACCCCAGUGCAACCCCCACACGGAGAAACUGUUACGCCUGAUGCAGUAGAUAUAUAUGAUGAAGUGCCAACUACCUCUGUAGAGUAUGACCUUUCAAUAAAAAUCAACCAAAGGUCAGAGACACAAGAAACUGUUGCAGUGGUAGAGUCUCCAUCAUACACUGUAUCUAGUUCAUUCACAUUAUCUGUCACCAGAGGAGCAGAGGAAAUGCCAAGACCAACGCCAUAUACUUGUGUAGAAUAUGACUUCAUGAUAAAAAUUGACCAAUCAGAAACUACAGCAGAGGACUAUCCUAUAUCCACCCUGUCAAGUUCAUCCAUGAUAUCAGUCAGUGUUAGCAAUACUGAGGACAUACCAAGACCUAUGCCACUGCGACAUUUACAUCAAGAGGUCCAGGUACCUGAUGUGAGUGCUGGACCAAUUAUAGAGGAAGUACCUGAACCAGAGCCAUCACCACGCAAAGAAAGUCCUGUGCCUGAGCCUAUACCAGAGCCAGAAGUGGAGCCUCCUGUUUCUGAUACAGAAGACCUAUCCAUAAAGGAAGAGAGUAGCUCAUCCGAUUCAGAGCCUAUGGAGGACAUACCAGUGCUGUCACCACACGGAGAGAUCGCUGUGUCUGACUCAGAAUCGUCGCUCAACAAUGAAAUUGCUGAGUCUGAUGAUGAAACAGAGGAGCCAUCACCAGAGCCCAUCGAAGAUAUAGAAGACUCAGAGGAAGAACCAGUUAUAUCACCUUUCCAAGAUUUUAGCCCAGUGCCCAUUAUAGAGGAAUUAUCGGAAUCAUCACCAUCACCAGACAUUGAACCUGAGAUUAUAGAACCAGAGGAACCACCAUACAAAGAUGCCGCCACAUCAACUUCACUGCCAGAUCUAGAUGAUACUGGCGACGAAUUGCCAAUGACACCGCCACCUGAAGAAAUACCACAGCCCCCACAAGAGUCCCUUUUACCUCCUCCUAUUCCGGAUUCCAAACCAAAGGUCUCAAUCAAGGAGCCCGCAAAACAGCUACGACUCCCUCCUAUCCCAAAAAAAGAUGCUGUACCAAAGAAAGAGGAGAAAAAAAAACCACUCCAGUCAAAGCCAAAGGUGGUGCUCCCACCUAUACCUGUCAAAGCUGCUUCUCAAAAAACAGUAAAAGUCAAAACGAAAGCGAUACAGACCAAUUUAAUGCCAAAGCCACAGUCUGUUACACGAAGACCAGAAAAGCUACUCCCACCUAUUCCUCAGAAAAGUGCGAAAUCAAAGACUGUUCGUAGUGAAUUAUCAAAGGAGGAGCACAAGGGACUACAGACCCACAAACAAAGAAUGCUUCCACCUAUCACGCACAGAUUAUCACAAAAACCAAGGGCAAAAGUCAUGCAUCACAAACCCAAACCUCCAGAAAAGAAAUUAGAAUCAAGUCGGUAUCCCAAUAUAAAAAAAUCUGAUUUCAAUGAAGUACGCGCUCCAUACAGGCCGAGAGGAGGAAUGAUUGUUGACCGAGAACUGAUGCCACUGCGAUGUAAGGGAGACACAGACAAAAGCAUAUUGGACUUUGGUGGUCGCAGGAAAGCAAAUUUGUCAGAGAUGAAAAGGACAAUCAGGUUCGCACAAGACUCUCUUGAGUCAUCUACAGUUCUAUGCCCAAACUGUGGGCAUAAUGCCUCUUUAAUUAAAUGCAAGCAUAAGGCAUUAAGAUAUGAAACUUGGGGUUCAUUCUCAGGGACCUAAUAUUGAAUGAUCCACUUUGCUCUCAUAGACCAAAACUAGACAAAUGUGCAAGAUGAGGCCUAUUGGCCACGAGCACUACCUGGUCAGCAGACUUCAGGUUAACAGGCUGGGGCCCGGUGCACCGCGAUGUGUGGUAGUGUGAUGACAAUUCCUUAUCGAGAGGGAGAGUAUGCUGCGUUUCACCACCUCCAGUCUCCAAUCAGUUGGAGUGAUACUCAAGUCUUGUAUCUUGGUGUCCAUCUGCAUAACUGGAAUGCUCAACACCAAGAAUAUCUCCCAGGGCUGGCUUGAGCCCUUUAAAUGUGUGCAAUUAAUAGAUAGACGCAAGCACCAUCUUUGAUGGUUUGGCAGGCUGCGAUGGACGCAUCACAGCUACAGAUGCUAACAGACUGAACGCGAUCAAAAAGGUCGAGUACGUGGUUGGGAUUGAGCGCAACCACAGAUUUAUUUAACCUCACUGUGUCAGUGAACUAUACAGAAGGUGAUUACUAUCAAAUACCUUUAGAUUUUAUUUUCACAUAGCUACCUCCAACAGGACCGCAAUUACCUGGACUACAUAAAGUCCCUAUAUUUUUGUACGUAAACAUUGCACAUUGCCAUGUGUAUUGUGACUGUUUUUUAUACUGCCUUUUUUUUUUAUGAAAAAUUUUACCUUUUGGGGCUUUUAAAAAUGUUGUGGUGCUUUGGAAUUUAAAUGUGAUAGCAUAUAUUUUUGCAUUAUUCUUUCUUGUUUGUAUGACUACAGUUCCA
This is a messenger RNA of Entelurus aequoreus (snake pipefish), 6201 nucleotides long. Its product is annotated as titin-like. NCBI's taxonomy places the organism in Eukaryota, Metazoa, Chordata, Actinopteri, Syngnathiformes, Syngnathidae. The record is from RefSeq and is a predicted model, not a curated record. The coding region runs from base 451 to 5451 and encodes 1666 amino acids. The transcript has 2 exons.